Ectocarpus siliculosus is the source of this 1114-nucleotide messenger RNA. NCBI's taxonomy places the organism in Eukaryota, Phaeophyceae, Ectocarpales, Ectocarpaceae. The record is from the annotation of a GenBank genome assembly.
AUGAUGGUGGGUUCGGCGCUGGCCAUCUCUUUUCUCGUCUACCGCCGGGGUGUGCACGGAUUUCGUUCGGCCGCUCAGGUGCCCGCGUCGUAUUUCGAACGCCGAAAAAGAGUGCGGGUUCGAAUAGCGCAGAUUUCCGAAGCACCUGCAGCGCCUCCAACCUUCGACGGUCCUCCGAAAGACGGCCGUGGUCGUAUCGACGCUGCCGGAGUAGAAAUCCUCACGGCCAGACCCAAGGGUACAGACGUGCUGCUGCACGCGGAGCACAUCACGCUCCCCCGGCGCCUCCUCCGCCUUCCGCCGCGGUCCCUUCUCCCGAGCGCUGGCGGCAGCGAUGCUGCCACCUUUACCCUGAGGCUUUGCGGGGUUUCGGCGGAAAGUGAAGGCGUUCUGCUUGCACGAAAGGAGCUGGUGAAGCCUCUGGUGGGGGUUUACUGUGAUGCCGAGCUUUUGUUUCGGGAGCAGAGGUCAGCGGCUUCUCCGAGCGCGACUUCUGGGGUGGGUUUCGGCAUCGGAGCGACCGAACAGGUUUCUGGGCCUGUAGCCGUAUGUCACAUCCACCGACGGAGGGGCGUGCUCUGGCGGGACAUGCUACAGUCUCGAAUCGACCCCAGGGCGGGGUUCGGAGAGUACAUUAUUUCCCAGGGCCUCGCGAGACUGCGCGAGGAACAGUGGUGGGCCGCGGCGGACUGCAAUGGCCUCAACCCUGCCUCGGCAGCAGUGGCAGCAGCAGUAAGACCAGCAACGUCUGCCGCGAGCGCUCAAACGCAUCGCCAUCGGACCGGCGCUGCAAGCACGGGUUGGGGCGGGGACGAUUCCGAGCAGCCUUUCCCCGCACUCAAACGCCUCCUGGAGGACCGCGAGAUAUUCGUUGCGGCUGAGGGAGACGCAAAGCGGGCGAGUAGAGGGCUUUGGGAUUUGCCGCAACGUGGGGAAGAGGGCGGUCGAAGAGACAGCCCAGCGGCGGGCAGGGCGAAGGGUUUGACCGAUGGGGUGGCGGGCAUUGCACGCGUAUUAACGGGUUUGUUUGGCCGGUGGCGAUGACGAGUCGUGAUAUCCUAGCCUGACCCCAAGGUGCUAAACAACUCGUGCGGAUCAUGCGCAUAUGCAUCGC